This is a messenger RNA of Heterostelium album PN500, 246 nucleotides long. RefSeq names its product 40S ribosomal protein S21 (gene rps21). Lineage: Eukaryota; Evosea; Eumycetozoa; Acytosteliales; Acytosteliaceae. Gene Ontology annotation, cellular component: cytosolic small ribosomal subunit; ribosome. The coding region runs from base 1 to 246 and encodes 81 amino acids. Gene Ontology annotation, molecular function: structural constituent of ribosome. The transcript is spliced from 2 exons. The record is from RefSeq and is a predicted model, not a curated record. Gene Ontology annotation, biological process: endonucleolytic cleavage to generate mature 3'-end of SSU-rRNA from (SSU-rRNA, 5.8S rRNA, LSU-rRNA); endonucleolytic cleavage in ITS1 to separate SSU-rRNA from 5.8S rRNA and LSU-rRNA from tricistronic rRNA transcript (SSU-rRNA, 5.8S rRNA, LSU-rRNA); translation.
AUGCAAAACGAAGACAAGAAAAACAUCGAAUUGUACACCCCAAGAAAGUGCUCUGCCACCAACCGUUUGAUCACUGCUAAGGAUCACGCUUCAGUCCAAAUCAACAUUGGUCACGUCAACCCAGACGGUAUCUACAACGGAAAGCAAACCUCAGUUGCCUUCUGCGGUUUCAUCCGUAACAACGCCCAAUCCGAUGCUGCCCUCAACCGUAUCGCCCAAAAGAAGGGUUUCUUGAAGAGCUUCUAA